This is a messenger RNA of Aspergillus terreus NIH2624, 4299 nucleotides long. RefSeq lists its product as uncharacterized. Gene Ontology annotation, molecular function: ABC-type transporter activity; ATP hydrolysis activity; ATP binding. Gene Ontology annotation, cellular component: membrane. The transcript is spliced from 3 exons. Lineage: Eukaryota; Fungi; Ascomycota; Eurotiomycetes; Eurotiales; Aspergillaceae. Bases 1 to 4299 code for a protein of 1432 amino acids. Gene Ontology annotation, biological process: transmembrane transport. The record is from RefSeq and is a predicted model, not a curated record.
AUGGAGAAAAACUUCGACACUUCAGAUGACUUCUCGAGUUCACCAUUGCCAGAGACAAAAAGCUAUGAGACUCUGGCUGUGCCCAACCUCAACAUCCGCGAAGCGUCCAGUGCGGAAACCCUCGCCGCUCCUCAUGCCAACAAUACACCGACCCCGGGCAAAGAUGCCGCCGAAUGGCACAUGACGCCACAAGUGAUCCAACAACAAGAACGCGAAAUUGCCGCUGGAUUCAAAAGGCGGGAGCUCGGCGUGACGUGGGAGAACCUAAGCGUCGACGUCCUCGCCGCCGAAGCCGCUGUCAAGGAGAACCUCUUCUCCCAGUUCAACAUUCCUCAAUUGAUCAAGGACUGGCGUCGAAAGCCUCCAAUGAAGUCAAUACUGUCUGACAGUCAUGGCUGUGUGAAACCGGGAGAAAUGCUUCUGGUCUUGGGACGCCCCGGAUCGGGGUGUACUACCUUACUCAAGCUCCUCACCAACCGGCGGAAAGGAUAUCACACUAUCCGGGGUGAUGUGCGGUUUGGAAACAUGACGCACGAAGAAGCGGUCCAAUACCAGUCUCAGAUCGUAAUGAACACCGAAGAAGAGCUGUUCUAUCCCCGGUUGACUGUCGGCCAGACCAUGGACUUUGCUACAAGAUUGAAGGUCCCGUCUCACCUGCCCAAUGAUGUGAAGUCCGUGGAGGAAUAUACGGCCGAAACCAAACGCUUCCUCUUGGAGUCUAUGGGGAUCGCCCAUACGGCCGACACGAAAGUCGGAAAUGAAUUUGUUCGUGGUGUCUCCGGUGGUGAGAGAAAGCGUGUGUCCAUUAUUGAAGUCCUUGCCACCAAGGGCUCCGUUUUCUGUUGGGACAACAGUACGCGAGGUCUUGAUGCGAGUACUGCUUUGGAAUGGGCUAAAGCUCUCCGGGCUAUGACCGACGUCCAAGGGCUCUCCACGAUCGUCACCCUUUACCAGGCAGGAAAUGGUAUCUACAAUCUCUUUGACAAAGUGCUGGUCCUGGACGAAGGCAAACAAAUUUAUUAUGGACCGGCACAGGCAGCGAAACCAUUCAUGGAGGAAUUGGGAUUUGUGUAUAGCGAUGGAGCCAAUAUAGGAGACUAUUUGACUGGUGUGACGGUCCCUACCGAGAGAAAAAUCCGGCCUGGACACGAACACAGGUUCCCCCGAAACGCCGAUGCUAUUCUGGCGGAAUAUAAAAACUCGCCCUUGUACACUCACAUGAUAUCGGAGUACGACUAUCCCAACUCGGAGAUUGCGAAAGCAAGAACAGAAGACUUCAAAGAGUCCGUCGCCUUCGAAAAGGCCAAGUACCUACCGAAGAACACUACCCUUACUACGGGCUUUGGUACGCAACUCUGGGCCUGUACGAUCCGUCAGUACCAGAUCCUGUGGGGUGAGAAGUCCACUUUCUUGAUCAAACAGGUUCUGUCUUUGAGCAUGGCCUUGAUUGCGGGAUCCUGCUUCUACAAUUCCCCGGAUACGACUGCGGGCCUUUUUACCAAGGGUGGUGCUGUGUUCUUUUCCCUUCUGUAUAACUGUAUUGUCGCCAUGUCUGAAGUCACCGAGUCCUUCAAGGGGCGCCCAGUUCUGGUGAAACAUAAAGGAUUUGGAUUCUAUCACCCUGCCGCAUUCUGCCUGGCUCAAAUCACUGCCGACUUCCCUGUCCUCCUGUUUCAGUGCACGAUUUUCGCUAUUGUGAUGUACUUCAUGGUUGGUCUGAAGGUCGAUGCAGCUGCUUUCUUUACAUUCUGGGCUAUCCUCUUCACCACAACCCUGUGUAUCACUGCUUUAUUCCGCUUCUGUGGCGCUGCUUUCAGCAGUUUUGAAGCUGCUUCAAAGAUCUCUGGAACUGCAGUGAAGGGCAUCGUCAUGUAUGCCGGUUACAUGAUCCCCAAACCCCACAUCAAGAACUGGUUCCUGGAACUGUACUACACAAAUCCUUUUGCCUACGCAUUCCAGGCUGCCCUGUCCAACGAGUUCCAUGAUCAGGUCAUUCCCUGCGUUGGUAACAACCUGAUCCCUAGCGGACCCGGCUAUGAGAAUGUUGGUACAGCCAACAAAGCAUGUGCCGGAGUCGGCGGUGCAUUGCCUGGAGCAGACUAUGUGACCGGUGAUCAAUACCUUGGAUCGCUGCACUACAAACACUCGCAACUCUGGCGAAACUACGGUGUGGUUUGGGCGUGGUGGGGCUUCUUCGCGGUGGCCACGAUCGUCUGCACAUGUUUCUGGAACGCCGGAGCUGGCAGUGGCGCAGCUCUGCUGAUUCCCCGUGAGAAGCUGAAGAAUCAUCAACGCGCUGCCGACGAGGAGUCCCAGGUCAAGGAGAAGGAACAGACUCGAGGGCCGGCGGCGGGUGAAUCGACUGCUCAGGACGACAACCUCACCCGCAACACGUCUAUUUUCACCUGGAAAAAUCUGAAGUACACUGUCAAGACCCCUACUGGUGACCGCCUCUUGCUGGACAAUGUCCAUGGGUGGGUUAAGCCGGGUAUGCUUGGGGCCCUGAUGGGGUCUUCGGGCGCAGGAAAGACGACCUUGCUCGAUGUGCUGGCGCAGCGAAAAACCGAGGGUACUAUCAAUGGAUCUAUUCUUGUCGAUGGGCGUCCAUUGCCUGUCUCGUUCCAAAGGAUGGCGGGAUACUGUGAGCAGUUGGAUGUUCAUGAGCCGUAUGCUACUGUCCGAGAAGCAUUGGAAUUCUCUGCACUGCUGCGCCAGCCACGCACCACGCCUAAGGAAGAAAAACUCAAGUAUGUCGAUACUAUCAUCGAUCUCCUGGAGCUCCAUGACCUUGCGGAUACCCUGAUUGGUACUGUUGGAAACGGUCUUAGUGUCGAGCAAAGAAAGCGCGUGACUAUUGGCGUUGAACUUGUGUCCAAGCCGAGUAUCUUGAUCUUCUUGGACGAGCCUACUUCUGGUCUUGAUGGACAGUCUGCGUAUAAUACAGUUCGAUUUCUUCGGAAGCUUGCUGAUGUUGGGCAAGCUGUCCUGGUCACUAUUCACCAACCGUCCGCACAGUUGUUCGCCCAGUUUGACACUCUUCUGCUCCUCGCUCGGGGAGGCAAAACCGUGUACUUUGGGGACAUCGGCGAGAAUGGACAGACGAUUAAGGAGUACUUUGGCAAAUAUGGAGCGCAGUGCCCUGUUGAGGCAAAUCCCGCGGAGUUCAUGAUUGACGUGGUCACUGGAGGUAUCGAAAGUGUGAAGCAUAUGGACUGGCACCAGGUCUGGCUCGAGUCCCCGGAGCAUACCCGCAUGCUCCAGGAACUCGACCAUAUGGUCGAGGACGCAGCCUCCAAACCGCCGGGAACGGUCGACGAUGGCUUUGAGUUCUCGAUGUCACUCUGGGAGCAGACGAAAAUCGUGACCCGCCGCAUGAACAUCGCGCUCUUUCGCAACACGAACUAUGUGAACAACAAGUUUAUGCUGCACAUUAUCUCCGCACUACUGAAUGGAUUCUCGUUUUGGCGCGUCGGACCCAGCGUGUCGGCUCUUAACUUGAAAAUGUUCACUAUAUUCAACUUCGUCUUCGUCGCCCCUGGUGUGAUCAAUCAACUUCAACCACUGUUCAUCCAACGGCGCGAUAUCUACGACGCUCGCGAAAAGAAAUCCAAGAUGUACUCGUGGGUGUCAUUCGUGAUCGGGCUGAUCGUGUCUGAGUUCCCAUAUCUCUGUGUGUGCGCAGUUCUGUAUUUCCUCUGCUGGUACUACUGCGUCAAGUUGCCACACGAUUCCAACAAGGCUGGCGCAACAUUCUUCAUCAUGCUCAUCUACGAGUUCAUCUACACGGGCAUCGGCCAGUUCGUGGCUGCGUACGCACCAAACCCCACCUUUGCCGCGCUGGUGAACCCUCUGAUUAUCAGUACGCUGGUUUUGUUCUGCGGUAUCUUCGUGCCGUAUACGCAGUUGAACGUGUUUUGGAAGUAUUGGCUGUACUGGCUGAAUCCGUUCAAUUAUGUGGUCUCGGGCAUGCUGACCUUUGGGAUCUGGGAUGCGAAGGUGACGUGCAACGCGGAUGAGUUCGCCUUCUUUGAUCCUACGAAUGGCACCUGCGGGGAGUAUCUGGCGGACUACAUACGUGGGGAUGGCUGGCGUAUCAACCUGACCAACCCGGAUGCCACCUCGGCUUGCAAGGUGUGCCAGUACCGCGAGGGAAGCGAUUUCCUGACGACGUUGAACAUCAACGACUACUACUAUGGCUGGCGGGAUGCGGGGAUUUCGGUGAUCUUCGCGAUCAGUGGAUAUGCGUUGGUGUUUGGACUGAUGAAGCUGCGGACGAAGGCGUCGAAGAAGGCGGAGUAG